Molecule: messenger RNA, 1515 nt
Organism: Paramecium primaurelia
Lineage: Eukaryota; Ciliophora; Oligohymenophorea; Peniculida; Parameciidae
Source: the annotation of a GenBank genome assembly
AUGUCAACAACAAAAUAAGAAGCAAUUACUACAUUCUAUUCACCUAAAUUUGAAUAAUAAUGUUAUCUUUGUCAACAUGGAUUACAUGGUACAGAACAAUAAGCUCAUUCUAGUGGAACCAUAGUAGGAGAUCCUGUAGGUAUUAAAUUCAUAAUUUAUUUAAAUGUAGUUGUUUAUUCAACUCCUGAUGUUAUUGUUUCUUAAACUGUAGGAUAACCAAUACCAGUAAAAAGAGGAAUCACUUAAAACAAUCAAAAAAAUAUUUAAAACACUACUUAAUAAAUUGGUAUUAUUCAACAAAAUUAAAUGCAAUAUAGUCCAGCACUCAUUUAAUCUUAACAAACUUAAUAAAAUCAACUUAAACCAAUUGAAUAUGAUACAACAAUUACAUAAUAAAUACCUAUAGAGUAAUAAAUAAUUCAUAAAGCGGGAAUUAAAAAUUCAGAAUAAUUUUCAACAUUUUAUUCUGCAAAAUAUGAAGAAUAAUGUUAUCUAUGUUAACAUGGAUUACAUGGUAAAGAAGUUGUCCCUACUACCACACAAAAUAAUUGUAAUUCUAAAUCUUAAUUUUCUUAGUUGUCUAUUAAUAACCAGAAGUAGUAUUGUCUUAAACUGUUGGUUAACCAUUAACUUCAAGAAAUACCACAACUGUUUAAAACUUUUCAUAAAUCAUCAAUACUCCUCCUAGAAAUGAUUUCCUAUAUUCUCAAUAGCUUUAAUAAUCACCAAUUUAGAAUAUUUAAUUAAAUGUACCAUAAAAUUAAUAAAUCAUUUCUACAUCCACUUAAUAAUUAUAAUAGUCUCCUGUAUAAAAUUUACAAUUAAAUGUUUAAUAACCUCAAAUAAUUCCUUAAGUAUCAUAAUAAAAUUAUGUUGUUUAAUAAAUACCAUAAGUUUAAAUUUAUUAGGACAUUAAAGGACCUUAAUAAAUUAUAUAAGAGACUGUUACAACUGUUCAAGAAUAAUAAUAAUUAAGUCCUUAAGAAUAAGUUGAAAAUUAUUGGAGAUAUAAAGUUUAUGAACUUUAAGAAAGAGUCUAUGAAUUAAUGAAUUAGAUUAGUCUUCAAAAAUAAGGAAAUCUAUAACAUCAAAGAACUGGGUCUUAAAUUAAGAAAAGCACAGAAGAUUCAUUCAAAGUAAAAAAUUCAAUAUUAAAUAUUAUAGGUUGAAUAAGCUAAAUAAGAAAUUUUGUAAUUAGAAAGUUAACUUAAAAUAAAAUAAAAAUCAAGUAUAGAUUUAAAAAAUAAACUUAAUGUAAUGAUCUAUAGAUAAGAUCCUACUGAUGAAGCCACUAAAUAUAAAGAAUAAGAACUUUAAUAAUUAAGAUAAAAAUAUAAUACUUUAAAUUUUAAACAUUAAAGUAAUAUAGAAGAUAUUGCAAUGACUUAAGCAAUUAUAGAGGCUGUAAAAAGUGGAAAGGGAUAUAAAUUAGUAUCUGUAAGGGAAUAAUAGUAAACAUCAUCAUCAUAUAAUUAAUCAUAUCAAGGACAAUAAUAAUAUAAUUAAGUAAAAUGA